UUCAUUGCUGCCGCCCUCUGCUUCGCAAAUCCUGCUCUCCACUUCAACGACGCUGUCCGCCAUGGCGCCCAAGGCCAACAAGAAGCCAGCGGAGAAGGUGGCCGCGGCCGAGAAGCCGGCGGAGGACAAGGAGAAGAAGGCCGAGAAGGCCCCCGCGGAAAAGAAACCCAAGGCCGAGAAGCGCCUCCCCUCCAAGGACGGUUCUUCCGCCGGCAAGAAGAGUAAGAAAGCAAAGAGAGCGACAGAGACCUACAAAAUCUACAUCUUCAAGGUACUCAAGCAGGUGCACCCGGACAUCGGCAUCUCCAGUAAGGCCAUGUCGAUUAUGAACUCCUUCAUCAACGACAUCUUCGAGAAGCUCGCCCAGGAAGCCUCCCGCCUCGCUCGCUACAACAAGAAGCCCACGAUCACCUCCCGCGAGAUCCAGACGUCGGUCCGGUUAGUGCUUCCAGGAGAGCUCGCGAAGCACGCCGUCUCCGAGGGGACUAAGGCGGUGACCAAGUUCACGAGUUCUUAAGUGCCGGUGCCUGAUGUGACGCCGUUAUAUUAGGGUUAGAGUGAUAUGCUCUGUUCAUGUACCACUGCCUUUCUGAGUUUUUUAGUUUAUAAUAAUAAUAUAUAUUUAUUAUUAUAUUUACGAUGCUUUAA
Molecule: messenger RNA, 648 nt
Organism: Zingiber officinale
Lineage: Eukaryota; Viridiplantae; Streptophyta; Magnoliopsida; Zingiberales; Zingiberaceae
Product: histone H2B-like
Exons: 1
Coding region: 62-517 (151 amino acids)
Biological process (GO): nucleosome assembly
Cellular component (GO): nucleosome
Molecular function (GO): protein heterodimerization activity; structural constituent of chromatin; DNA binding
Source: RefSeq, a predicted model, not a curated record